Messenger RNA from Arvicola amphibius (Eurasian water vole), 2655 nucleotides. It is a transcript of the gene Hcn1, whose product is annotated as hyperpolarization activated cyclic nucleotide gated potassium channel 1. The record is from RefSeq and is a predicted model, not a curated record. Gene Ontology annotation, cellular component: membrane. NCBI's taxonomy places the organism in Eukaryota, Metazoa, Chordata, Mammalia, Rodentia, Cricetidae. The transcript has 8 exons. Gene Ontology annotation, molecular function: voltage-gated potassium channel activity. Bases 1 to 2655 code for a protein of 884 amino acids. Gene Ontology annotation, biological process: transmembrane transport; potassium ion transport.
AUGGAAGGCGGCGGCAAGCCCAAGUCCGCGUCCAACAGCCGCGACGAUGGCAACAGCGUCUUCCCCUCCAAGGCGUCCGCGACGGGGCCGGCGGUGGCCGACAAGCGCCUGGGGACCCCGCCGGGGAGCAGCACGGCGGGGAAGGAGCACGGUAACUCCGUGUGCUUCAAGGUGGACGGCGGGGGCGGCGAGGAGCCGGCGGGCAGUUUCGAGGAUGCUGAGGGUCCCCGGCGGCAGUAUGGUUUCAUGCAGAGGCAGUUCACCUCCAUGCUGCAGCCCGGGGUCAACAAAUUUUCCCUCCGCAUGUUCGGCAGCCAGAAGGCGGUGGAGAAGGAGCAGGAAAGGGUUAAAACUGCAGGCUUCUGGAUUAUCCACCCGUACAGUGACUUCAGGUUUUAUUGGGAUUUAAUAAUGCUCAUAAUGAUGGUUGGAAAUUUGGUCAUUAUACCAGUUGGAAUCACAUUCUUUACAGAACAAACAACAACACCAUGGAUUAUUUUCAAUGUGGCAUCAGAUACCGUUUUCCUGUUGGACCUAAUCAUGAAUUUUAGGACUGGGACUGUCAAUGAAGACAGCUCUGAAAUCAUCCUGGACCCUAAAGUCAUCAAGAUGAAUUAUUUAAAAAGCUGGUUUGUGGUUGACUUCAUCUCUUCAAUCCCAGUGGAUUAUAUCUUUCUUAUUGUAGAGAAAGGAAUGGACUCGGAAGUUUACAAGACGGCCAGAGCCCUUCGCAUUGUGAGAUUUACAAAAAUUCUCAGUCUCUUGCGUUUAUUACGCCUUUCAAGGUUAAUUAGAUACAUACAUCAGUGGGAAGAGAUAUUCCACAUGACAUAUGACCUCGCUAGUGCAGUGGUGAGAAUCUUCAACCUCAUUGGUAUGAUGCUUCUUCUGUGUCAUUGGGAUGGUUGCCUUCAGUUCCUGGUUCCUCUGCUUCAGGAUUUCCCACCGGACUGCUGGGUUUCACUAAAUGAAAUGGUUAAUGAUUCUUGGGGAAAGCAGUAUUCCUACGCGCUCUUCAAAGCCAUGAGCCACAUGCUGUGUAUUGGCUAUGGUGCACAAGCUCCCGUCAGCAUGUCCGACCUCUGGAUUACCAUGCUAAGCAUGAUCGUUGGGGCCACCUGCUAUGCAAUGUUUGUUGGCCAUGCCACAGCUUUGAUUCAGUCUUUGGAUUCUUCAAGGAGGCAGUAUCAAGAAAAGUAUAAGCAAGUGGAACAAUACAUGUCAUUCCAUAAGUUACCAGCUGACAUGCGCCAGAAGAUACAUGACUACUAUGAACACCGAUACCAAGGCAAGAUCUUCGAUGAGGAGAAUAUUCUCAGUGAACUUAAUGAUCCUCUGAGAGAGGAAAUAGUCAACUUCAACUGCCGGAAACUGGUGGCUACAAUGCCUCUCUUUGCUAAUGCGGAUCCCAAUUUUGUGACGGCCAUGCUGAGCAAGCUGAGAUUUGAGGUGUUCCAGCCUGGAGACUACAUCAUUCGAGAAGGAGCUGUGGGGAAGAAAAUGUACUUCAUUCAGCAUGGUGUUGCUGGUGUUAUCACCAAGUCCAGUAAAGAAAUGAAGUUGACAGAUGGCUCUUACUUUGGAGAGAUUUGUCUGCUGACCAAGGGCCGGCGCACUGCCAGUGUUCGAGCAGAUACAUACUGCCGUCUUUACUCCCUUUCGGUGGACAAUUUCAAUGAGGUUUUGGAGGAAUAUCCAAUGAUGAGAAGAGCUUUUGAGACGGUGGCUAUUGACCGACUCGAUCGGAUAGGCAAGAAAAACUCCAUUCUCCUUCAGAAGUUCCAGAAGGAUCUGAAUACUGGUGUUUUCAACAAUCAGGAGAAUGAGAUCCUCAAGCAGAUUGUGAAACACGACAGAGAGAUGGUCCAGGCUAUCCCUCCGAUCAACUACCCUCAAAUGACCGCCCUGAACUGCACAUCAUCAACCACCACCCCAACCUCCCGCAUGAGGACACAAUCUCCACCCGUCUAUACGGCGACCAGCCUGUCUCACAGCAACCUGCAUUCGCCCAGCCCCAGCACACAGACGCCCCAACCCUCGGCCAUCCUCUCGCCCUGCUCCUACACCACAGCAGUCUGCAGUCCUCCUGUACAGAGCCCCCUGGCCACGCGAACUUUCCACUAUGCCUCUCCCACCGCCUCCCAGCUGUCACUCAUGCAGCAGCCCCAGCAGCAGCUACAGCCGUCGCAGGCACCGCAGACUCAGCCGCCGCCGCCGCCCCAGCAACAGCAGCAACAGCAACAACAGCCACAGACACCUGGUAGCUCCACCCCGAAAAAUGAAGUGCACAAGAGCACGCAGGCACUUCAUAACACCAACCUGACCAGAGAAGUCAGGCCCCUCUCGGCUUCGCAGCCCUCGCUGCCGCAUGAGGUGUCCACUAUGAUCUCCAGACCUCAUCCCACUGUGGGCGAGUCCCUGGCCUCCAUCCCUCAGCCCGUGGCAGCUGUCCACAGCACGGGCCUUCAGGCAGGGGGCAGGAGCACAGUGCCACAACGUGUCACCUUGUUCCGACAGAUGUCCUCGGGAGCCAUUCCCCCUAACCGAGGAGUGCCUCCGGCACCCCCACCACCAGCAGCUGUGCAGAGAGAAUCUCCCUCAGUCUUAAACACAGACCCAGAUACAGAAAAACCACGUUUUGCUUCAAAUUUAUGA